Molecule: messenger RNA, 2595 nt
Organism: Peromyscus eremicus (cactus mouse)
Lineage: Eukaryota; Metazoa; Chordata; Mammalia; Rodentia; Cricetidae
Gene: Znf410
Product: zinc finger protein 410
Exons: 12
Coding region: 415-1851 (478 amino acids)
Biological process (GO): regulation of transcription by RNA polymerase II
Cellular component (GO): transcription regulator complex; PcG protein complex
Molecular function (GO): DNA-binding transcription factor activity, RNA polymerase II-specific; RNA polymerase II cis-regulatory region sequence-specific DNA binding
Source: RefSeq, a predicted model, not a curated record
GGCGGGGUGCUGCGGCUCGCCGGCCGGAGACCAGCGUGGGUGUGAGGGGAGGUGGAGAUCGGCCCAUGCAGCUGCCCGAGGGUCGGCACCUCGACCUGAGGGACACCCGCGGGGCGGAGAAGAAAGCCAGGGGGUAUGCUCGUGGGGGGGGUGGCCAAACUUCCUGUCCCGCUCUGGAGCUGCUUCCGGCGGGAGCCGGAAGACGCCGUGUGUGGACGGAAUUCGGGACUGACUGACGGACGGCCAGCUGCCCUGGACUGGAAGGUUAAAUUGAUUACCAACCUAGUUCAGCACCUUACAGGAAAAGCAUAAUGUUUCUUAAAGGGAUAUGAGUAUAACAGGAAGGUGUCAUUGACUCUGAAUUAGAUUUGAACCUGUCCCCCGAACAGCUGCAGGAUUUCAGAAGCUGAAUCAAUGUUAUCAGAUGAGUUAGAAUCCAAACCAGAGCUCCUGGUGCAGUUUGUUCAGAAUACCUCCAUCCCCCUGGGACAAGGACUAGUAGAAUCAGAAGCUAAAGACAUUACUUGCUUAUCCCUCCUUCCAGUGACCGAGGCCUCAGAAUGCAGUCGGCUAAUGUUACCAGAUGAUACUCCAAAUCAUACUAAUUCCUCCAAGGAGGUCCCUUCUUCAGCUGUUUUGAGGAGCCUUCAGGUGAACGUGGGCCCAGACGGAGAAGAGACGAGGGCUCAGACUAUACAGAAGUCCCCAGAAUUCCUGUCCACUCCGGAGUCACCCAGCCUGUUGCAAGAUCUACAGCCAAGUGACAGCACUUCCUUUAUUCUUCUUAACCUAACAAGAGCAGGUCUGGGCUCUUCAGCUGAGCACUUUGUGUUUGUGCAGGAUGAGACAGAGGAUUCAGGGAAUGACUUCCUCUCUGGGGAGAGCGCAGACAGCAGCAUCCCGUGGUUCCUCCGGGUCCAGGAACUGGCCCAUGACAGUUUGAUCGCUGCUACCCGCGCACAGCUGGCAAAGAGCGCAAAGACCAGCAACAGUGGAGAAAAUGUUCACCUUGGCACUGGCGAUGGGCAGCCCAAAGCUUCUGGGCCCCUUCCUCAAGUGGAGAAGAGACUUAAGUGCACAGUUGAAGGCUGUGACCGGACGUUCGUGUGGCCAGCUCACUUCAAGUACCACCUGAAAACCCAUCGGAACGAGCGCUCCUUCAUCUGCCCUGCAGAAGGCUGUGGGAAAAGCUUUUAUGUGCUGCAGAGGCUGAAGGUGCACAUGAGGACACACAACGGGGAGAAACCCUUUAUGUGCCAUGAGUCUGGGUGUGGUAAACAGUUCACCACAGCUGGCAACCUGAAGAACCACCGUCGCAUCCACACAGGAGAGAAGCCUUUCCUUUGUGAAGCCCAGGGAUGUGGCCGUUCCUUUGCUGAGUAUUCAAGCCUCCGGAAACACCUGGUAGUUCACUCAGGAGAGAAACCUCAUCAGUGCCAAGUCUGUGGGAAGACCUUUUCUCAGAGUGGGAGCAGAAAUGUGCAUAUGAGAAAGCAUCACUUGCAUCUGGGAACCACUGGGAGUCAAGACCAGGAACAAACUGCCGAGCCACUAAUGGGCAGCAGUUUGCUUGAGGAAGCUUCGGUACCCAGUAAAACCCUGGUGCCUAUGAGUUCCCAGUCCAGCCUCAGUGGAGAGUCCCUGAGUCUACCAAAUACCAAUUCUAUUCUUGGAGUUGACGAUGAGGUGCUUACUGAAGGAUCCUCCCGCCCCCUGUCUGCAGUGACGGGUGUGACACAUCACUUGGUGACCAUGCAGUCGGGGAGGCAGUCCUAUGAAGUUUCUGUCCUGACUGCAGUCAAUCCACAGGAGUUACUAAAUCAAGGAGAUUUAACUGAAAGACAGACAUGAGUAUGCUGGCUCCUGGAGGAGCAGCUCUGUCUGACCCCAGAGUGCAUGAUGGGAACAAGAUCCAAAGGCUCACAUUCUGCCAGAACUAAAAUGAAUCUGUGAAGGACAAUGACCUCGCCCUGCUUCUUCUGUUCAUCUUCCCUGGCAGAGAAGAGGGAUGUCUGAGGGCCUCUCUUCAACCUCCAUCUGAUCCAGACAGAGUGAGGCAGUGACGAGGGCUGGAUACCUGUAGCCGCCUCUCUCUCUCCCCACUGCAAAGUUCUGAGGUGGACUUCUCUCAGAAGCAAGUUUAAUGAUGUGUUGGAUGAAGAUUUUCAUUGUGACUGUUCAGGUUUCCCUUUGAAGAGUCUUCAUCCUAGACCCAGCUGUCUUUUCAGAGGGUUGAAUGAUUUCCUGCCUCCAACCACAGAACUUCACCAGGACAUUGAGUUUUCGAGAUGCCUUGUUGCUUUGAAGAAGGAAGUGAUGUCAAUUAUGUUGUGGCAUUUUUCCUUUAGCAACCUGAGUAAAGGACUCUCAGCCACUGGGCUGUAAAAAAGAAAUUACUUGAAUCUCCCCUUGGCCCAGGCUGAGGUACCACCUUACCCUGUACACCUCGACUCGGUCAUUUUUUGUUUCGUUUGGGACUUAAAAUAGCAUGUUAUGGGGGGGAGGGUGUUUAUUUUUGUUUUGUUUUGUUUAAGUUAAAAACCACAUGAUCUAUAGUUUCAGUUUUCCUUUUAAAUAAACAAAACAACCCAGUCG